Messenger RNA from Motacilla alba alba, 3644 nucleotides. It is a transcript of the gene APLN, whose product is annotated as apelin. Lineage: Eukaryota; Metazoa; Chordata; Aves; Passeriformes; Motacillidae. Gene Ontology annotation, biological process: signal transduction. The record is from RefSeq and is a predicted model, not a curated record. Gene Ontology annotation, molecular function: hormone activity; apelin receptor binding. Bases 152 to 394 code for a protein of 80 amino acids. The transcript has 3 exons.
GGCGGCGGGGCGGGGCAGGGCGGGGGGCGGACGCCUCCCCCCCAUCCCGGGGGCCAGAUGACGGGAGGCGGCGGGGCCGGGCCGGGCUCUCACCGCCUACAAAUGCGGCUCCCCCGGCGGCCGCCCCCGCUGCCCCCCGCCGCCCCCCGCCAUGGCCGCGCCGCGCCGGCUCCUGGCCCUGCUGCUGCUGCUGCUGCUGCUGCUCGGGCUCGUCCUGGCCGCCCCCGGGCCGCUGGGGAAGGCGCCGGACGGGAAGGAUGCCCAGGAUGGCCUCACCCGAAGGCUGGUGCGGCCGCGGGGUGCCCGGCGGGGGACCGGCCAGCGCCCCGCGGGCUGGCGGAGAUACCGGCGGCCCCGGCCCCGGCUGUCCCACAAGGGCCCCAUGCCAUUCUGAGCCAGGGCUGCCACCCGCCUUCCACGGACACGGCUUCCAUCGCUUCCAUCGCGCCGUGUUCUCGCCCGAUCCGCUCAUCCUCCGGCCCUGAGCCUGGGGGCCCCCCUGUAAGGCCUCGGCCGGCCCCAGCUUCUCCCGGCGGUUGCCCCUGGUGGCCCCGGUGCCGUGUCUGGCUCUGUGGGUGCGUUCUGCCCCUCCUCACUGCCUCGCAGGGCCGGCUGGAUCGGGGUUGCCCGCAGAGGGGCCGGGGUUGCCACGACACCCUGUCCCGGUGGGCACGGGACUGGCUCGGGCAUCGGCCCACUUGGACCUCGGGCUUUGUGCAAAGCACUUUGUCAGGCAGAGCAGCUUCUCCUCAGGGUCUGUGAGCUCCCUCGGGGUCCUGCCCCAGCCCUGUCUGUCACCCCCACACCAGGGGGAGCACAGCUUGUCCUGGCUCUAUUUAUUCCAGGUGCUCAACCCUGGGUGAGUUGCCCUCCCUUUCCCGCUGGCAGACGCCUCAUGGUAGAGCGGCGUGCCCACCCAGGACACACUGUGGGGCCCUGGGCCCCUCUGCUUCAUGCCAUGGGACACUGGGGGGGCACUGGGGUCUCUGUCAAGCUCUGCCAUACACCAAAGGAGGGGCCCUGGCUCUGAGCUGGUCCCUGCUGAUUGUCUCCUGUGUAUGUAAAGAUUUAUUCCAUGUAAAUACAUCUUUAUAAUAAAGAGUUAUGAUUAUUAACUCAGUAAAUGCUGAUUUCUGGAAGGGCAGGUAGGGGUUGCUCUCCUGCUGGUGGGGAGGGAUCUCAGGUCCCUCUGCUGCCUCCUGGGGCUGUCUAUAGGCUGGGGCCAUGGCAGCCCCUUUCCCGGCUCAAUGCUGGCAGAGAAGGUGCUCAGCAAGGAGUGAAGCCAUGUGCUGAGCCUGUGGAGUUGGCAAAGAGGGUGGGAAAACACAGGUCAGAGGGGCUGGGAGACGGACGAGGGGAUGCUGGAAGGGCACAGGGAUGCUGGUCUUCCUAGGCAUCCCUGUCCCUUGUGUUCAGUCACUGUUAUCCCUGGCAUCCCUGUUUCUGGUGUCCCUGUCCCUGGUAUCCCUGGCAUUCCUCCCCUAUGUGUCCCCACCCUAUGGGGCUGGGUGUGAGCAGGACCCAUAUGGGAGGCAGGGGGGUCAAAGCUCAGGGGACUGAGGAUCCCGGUAGGACCCUGCAGAUGGGGCAGAGGAGCUGAGCCCCGCCAAGGGAUGGGACAGGACACACCCAGCCGUGGCUGGGACGCUGGGAGAGGGGGUGCCCAUGCGGGGCCUCCGAACUCCUCACUGUUUGCAGGGGGCUGCCCACGUCCCGGUCACGGGGCUGCGGGCAGGGCUGGCAGUGCCGGCGGGGAGGGGGUUAAGGGGCUGCGGAGGAGCGGAAAGGCUGCAGCUGCGGGCUGGGAGCGGGGCUGGGGAAGCGCCGGGACCCAGCUGGCCUCCAUUAGCUCAUCCGCCGGGACCGGGAGGGAUGCGCUGCCCGGCCCCGCGCCAGCCGCACGAUCCGCGAACCCCGCCACCGCUGCCAGCUGCCCUGAGAGACCCGGCCACCCCAGGAGCCACUGCCAGUGCCCCCACCACGGUCUGGGUGGGCUGCCGGCCCACUGCCCAGUCCUGUCCCGGCCCCCAUGCCGAGUUUUCCAGACCCAGCAGCCUCCCAGAGCUGGAGUGGGGCAGGACAUGGUGCCCCAGCCACAGCCCCCUCCAGCUGCCCCCAGCUCCAGCUCUGGGAUAUUGGGGGCUUACUGUUCCUCCGCUGCCAGCCUGCGGUGCUGCUGCUACUGGUUUAAACUGGGAGGGCUCUCCCCCUGCCCUUCAAACUGCCCCUCAACGCCCGUGGUCUGCCUCCCCAGCUGCAGCAGCAGGUACCUUGCCCAAGAGAUUUGGUGAGGUCCCUGCGUGGGCACGGGCAGGACUAGCAGUGAGCGGCCCAGUAGACCCUUGGAAAAACUGCCGUGGCCGUGGCAGCAAGGCAGCGAUGUCCCACGUCCCCCAGGUAUCGCCCAGCCCCAAAGUGCUUGGGCUGCAGCCAAGGGCUGCAAAGCUGAGCCCUGACCCCAGCCCUCCUGCACCAGCCUGAAAGGAGGAGGCCAGGGAGGACCUCCUGGCUGGGCUGUGGCCAGCUGGAGGGAGGAAAAGGCUUCUGGGCCGGGAGACCUAAGGAAUCUCUGGCUCUUCCUGGCCUGGCUGGCUGCCCACAGGCAGGUGGGAGCUGCUGAGCUCAGUGGUGCUCCCUGUGCCUCGUGUGCCACGGCAGUGCCAAAGCUCCUGUACUGCAACAGGGGGUGGGGCAGAGCGGGCAGCGGGCACAGGGGCAGUGCCGGGGACACGGGCAGAGGGGCACAGGGCAGUCCUGUCCCACUUGCUGUGCAAGCAGGGUCUGUCCUGGCAGGGCAAAGAUGGGGUCUGCAGGUCCCAACUCACUGAGCAAGGAAAGAGGGAUGCCAGGGGCACAGGGAGAGUGCUGAGCAGUCGUAGGAGCCCUGCAGUCCUUGGGGACCUCUGGCUGUCCCCAGAGGGGACAGGGAGAGCUCACUGCCCACCUAGGGCUGGCAAGGGAUGUUCAGUGUGGCUGGGGGACACCACCAGUUCCUCUGGCACCACCACCUGGGUACCACUAGCAUCCCUCAGUGCCCAUGUUCAUGGUAGGCUGAUGCAUGAGCGAGACCCCCGGAGCUGCACCCCGACAGCCUCCAGGGUCCCCCACAAGGAUCCCUGCACCCUCCCGAGGGGGAGGAUGGGCAGGCGCAGGCUCUGUCCCAUCCCCAGGGAGCAUCAGAGCUUCCCUCUCGCUCCGGCAUUUCCGCCGGCAGUGGCAGGAAUGCGGUGGCCGCGGGAACAAUGCCGGCACCUAGCGCUGGUCACCUCCGUGACAGCACGGGAGCAGCUGCCCAGGCACGGCCCUGCUCCCAAGGAGCCGGCAGGAAGCAGAUGGAGAUGACACCGGCCGCCAUUUCCUGCGGCAGGAUGUGCGGGCUUUCUCCACCACGCUCCCCUUGCUGGCCCAGCAGGGCCUCGGGCGCACGGGCACCGCUGCUCUGGGCUGCCAAAGCUGUGUGCCACACACAGGCACCGGCACGCUGCUGCACCUGGCCGGACCCAGCGCCAUCUCCAGCCCGGUGUGGCACCUGCCACCACCCGCUGUGGGACGGGCACUGGGCUGCAGUGCCAGCACGUCAGGGGUGCAGCCAGGAGCUCAACCAGCAGGAACCAGCGGCAUAGGAUCUUCUGUCACUGUCCCCA